This is a messenger RNA of Penicillium expansum, 1527 nucleotides long. Its product is annotated as cytochrome P450. NCBI's taxonomy places the organism in Eukaryota, Fungi, Ascomycota, Eurotiomycetes, Eurotiales, Aspergillaceae. The transcript has 3 exons. The record is from RefSeq and is a predicted model, not a curated record. Gene Ontology annotation, molecular function: oxidoreductase activity, acting on paired donors, with incorporation or reduction of molecular oxygen; iron ion binding; monooxygenase activity. The coding region runs from base 1 to 1527 and encodes 508 amino acids.
AUGGGGGUAGCCAUCUUAUCUGAUCACGCUGUGACGCUGCUCUGUGGUCUCUUGGGUCUCUAUGCCUUCAGGAUUAUCAUGGCUUAUGUUAAGCUGAUACACUUCCCGGGUCCUUCGUGGACCGGCAUCUCGAACUGGCCACAUAGCAUAGCGAUCCUUGGAGGCAAUUGCCACGAGUGGUAUGCAGAAGUCAGCAAGAAACAUGGUCCGAUCGCCCGCGUCGCGCCUCGAGUCCUGAUCACAUCUUCUCCCGAAGUUUGGAUGCAUGUAAACAACAAGCCUGGGUACAAGCGCUCCGAUUGGUACUACAGAGCCACAAGAAUCGAGUACCGGAGGGACAAUGUCUUCAGCCAGACAGAUAAUGAGAAACACGAAAAACGGAGGAAGCAGAUGGCUCCAGGGAGUGUUAUGAAGUAUUCUGGGAGGGAGAAUACCCAGCUCGAAGGGUCUGUUGAUGAACGGCUCCAAGAUUUCCUGAACCUCAUCCGGUCCAAAUAUAUCUCCUCCGAUCACCAUGUUGUGCCCAUGGACCUAGCGAAGAAAGUUCAGUAUCUUACACUGGACGUCAUUAGCAGCGUCGGCCUCGGAAAGGCAUUCGGUAUGUUGCAGAGUGACCGGGACGUGGAUGACUACCUCCAAUCGACCGAGGAGGGACUUGCUAUCGGCAAUACUGUCCUUGGCAUGGGCUUCACCUGGAUCGCCCAGAUGCCUUUCAUCGGCAAGUUCAUUGCACCUUCGGCAAAGGAUAACAAUGGCUUCGGUAAGAUGAUGGCCGCAUGCUUCCGCCUUGUCGAUGAACGUGCUGCAAACCCCACCGACGAACGAUCCGAUAUGUUAGCCUCCUUCAUGCGCCACGGCUUAGCAGGUGACGAGCUGCGUACUGAGGCACUAGAACAACUCCUUGCGGGCUCCGAAACCACCGCUAGCGCCAUCCGUGGAACCCUCCUGCACAUCAUAACGAAUCCCCGUGUCUACUCCAAGUUACAGCGCGAGGUUGACGAUGCCGUGCGUCUCGGUCAUGCUCCGAGCUUGAACGAAGGCCUUAUUACUGCCGCUAAGGCUAGGAAUCUUCCGUACCUCCAGGCCGUAAUCCGCGAAGGUCUGCGAGUCUGGCCACCUGUUGCGAACAUCUUCGCCCGCGACGUCCCCAGAGGUGGCGACACUGUUGUCGUCGACGGCGAGAGCGUAUUCCUACCUGGUGGAAUCUGCAUCGGGUACUCGGCAUGCGCUAUGCACAUGAGUGAGCAGAUCUAUGGCAAGGAUGCAGAAGCUUUCCGACCCGAGCGGUGGCUCGAGUCGGACCCCGCCAAGUUGGCCGUUAUGGUUCGGACGAACGACCUCACAUUCGGUCACGGCAAAUUCCAGUGUUUAGGGAAGGCAGUGGCUCAAAUCGAGAUCGGAAAGACGGUAUUCGAGGUGAGUAGAAACAGCUCUGCAGGCCUGCUUUCAUUCUUCAUUCUUCUCGAUUGCACCCUAACUGACCGACUGUACAAAGCUCUUACGCAACUUCGACUUGGCACUCAUUAG